AUCUUCCUCCUUUCUCAAUCCUAAAUUCUUCUUCCUUUCGAAUUUUCAUUAACCAAAUCCCAAUUCUCCAGGACAAAGAAAAAAGCUUUCUCCUUUUUCGGAAUCAUUUGUUCACUUUCCCGGAGGAAAAAAAUCCAUACUUGCAUGCUCUGAAGACUCUGAAAUGCAAUCAACACAUCGGAUUUUGUCUCGCCUCCUUCAUUCUCCAGGAAAAGGUUACAUCAGAGCAAGUGUCGGUGGCUCAGUUCACUUUUUGGCGUUAUUCGACGAGAAAAACGAUGGAUUUGUAGAUACUCAUCGGAGUUUUAGUUCUCUUAUCCAUUCCAAUUCUCACUUAAGAAGGUUUAUCUCCACCAAUUGUUCAAACAAAGGUCUUGGUGUGCGAUGUUCUGUUUCGCUUGAUAGGGAAACACCCUUAAUUGAUACCUACUCCUCUCACCGGAAUUUCUUCACUCGGGCGAAACAAGUGAAGAGAAUUGAGAUCAAUGAUCAACACAGUCAAAGAGCUGUCACCACUGCACUAUGGUGCAACUUCCUCGUGUUUUCACUUAAGUUUGGGGUUUGGUGGACAAGUUCUAGCCAUGUCAUAAUGGCUGAAGUAGUUCACUCCGUCGCUGAUUUUGCUAACCAGGCACUUCUUGCUUAUGGGCUUAGUAGCUCAAGGCGUGCACCAGAUGCCCUUCAUCCCUAUGGCUACUCAAAAGAAAGAUUUGUAUGGUCCUUGAUAUCUGCUGUUGGCAUCUUUUGCCUUGGGUCUGGUGCUACCAUAGUCAAUGGAGUACAGAACUUGUGGACUUCUUCGCCACCUCCGAAUAUGGAAUAUGCUGCUUUGGUAAUUGGUGGUUCUUUUAUAAUUGAAGGUGCUUCGCUUCUCGUUGCGAUUCAAUCUGUCAAGAAAGGAGCUGCUCAAGAAGGGAUGACCAUAAGAGAUUAUAUAUGGCGUGGACAUGAUCCUACUUCUGUUGCUGUUAUGACUGAGGAUGGCGCUGCAGUGGCAGGUUUGGCAAUUGCUGCCGCAUCUCUUGUUGCUGUUAGGAUGACAGGAAAUCCUAUCUAUGAUCCUAUAGGAUCAAUUGUAGUCGGAAAUUUACUUGGAAUGGUCGCUAUAUUUCUCAUUCAACGAAACCGACAUGCCUUGAUUGGAAGAGCAAUGGAUGAUCAAGACAUGAGUAAAGUUCUUAAAUUUUUGAGGAAUGACACGGUUGUAGAUGCUUUAUAUGACUGCAAAAGUGAAGUGAUUGGUCCUGGAUCCUUCAGAUUUAAAGCUGAAAUAGAUUUCAACGGGCAGAUGGUUGUCCAAAACUAUCUGAAGAGAACUGGGCGUGAAGAGUGGGCAAAACUGUUUCGGGAGGCCGCAAAGAAAGGAGAUGAUUCUGCAAUGCUCAAGAUUAUGUCAAACUACGGUGAGGAAGUUGUCACAGCUUUAGGAAGUGAAGUAGACCGGUUAGAGAAAGAGAUUCAAGAGCUUGUCCCAGGAAUCCAGCAUGUUGACAUUGAAGCACACAACCCCACAGACCCAUCUCUAUGAUCUGAAAAAGAAACUCGCUUAAUUCAAGGUCGGAUUAUCGAUACAUUCUUUUGUUCCAUUAUCUUGGCUGAAGAAAUGCAAGCCACAAGUAUGAUUGUGGUGAAUCCUGGCCUCUUGGAGAAAUAGAAGAAUGUUAUUUCA
Messenger RNA from Arabidopsis arenosa, 1669 nucleotides. The record is from the annotation of a GenBank genome assembly. Lineage: Eukaryota; Viridiplantae; Streptophyta; Magnoliopsida; Brassicales; Brassicaceae.